Plasmodium adleri (nom. inval.) is the source of this 6159-nucleotide messenger RNA. Its product is annotated as conserved Plasmodium protein, unknown function. NCBI's taxonomy places the organism in Eukaryota, Apicomplexa, Aconoidasida, Haemosporida, Plasmodiidae. The record is from RefSeq and is a predicted model, not a curated record. The coding region runs from base 1 to 6159 and encodes 2052 amino acids. The transcript has a single exon.
AUGACUAAUAUAAAAGAAGGUAAUGUGAAUACAUGUCAUGAAAAAGAUAAAGAAAAAAAAAAAGAUUCAACUGAAAAUAGAAAGAAGAAACAAAAUGAGAAAGAAAAGAAAAAUCCGAAUGAUAAUAAAAUAAAAAAAAUAGAAUACAAAAAUAAAAUAACAUACUUUUUCAAAGCGAAAAAUAAUAAACAAAAUGAUGAUACACAUAAAAAAAAAGACGAAAUAAAAAAUAAUAAUAUUGAAACAUUUAAUAACAAUGACAAAGGAAUAAAUAAUAAUAAUAAUAAUAAUAAUAAUAAUAAUAAUAAUAUUGAAACAUUUAAUAAUAAUGAAGAACAUAAUAAAAAUAAAUCGAAUGAAAACUUUUUUAAUAACCCUGACUUGUUGAUAAAAGAUGAAAAGAAUUUUAAAAGUUCAGAUUCAUAUUCAAAAAAUACAAUUUUAAAAAAAAAAAUAGACAUUUCUGAUGAUUUAUGGUUAAAUGAAAAAAAAAAUAAUAGUCCUAUAAUAAAACUAGAACCCUUAAAUACAACUAGCGAAAAGAAUUUAUUUGAAGCAUCUGACACUGAAAAUAUAGAAUUAUGUUCUAGAAAAAAUAUAGAAGAAAAAUGUUAUAAACAGAAUUAUUUAUAUGAUAAUUCUGUAAGUAAUAAUAUUAUUGAUAACAUAUCUAAGGAUAUGAAAAAAAAUAAAAUAUGUGAUACGAUCUUAAAAAAAAAAGAUUCUAUUGAAAAAGAAGAACACAUUCAUCUGAAUAAUAAUAGUAAUAGUAAUAAUAAUAAUAGUAAUAGUGACUUAUCUUAUAAUAAUCAGGGCAAUUCUGAAAAUCUGUUUCAUGAUGAAAAAAAAGAAAAUCCCUAUUUAGAUAAUCAUAAUAAAGAACAAUCGAAUAAAUCAAGAAAAAUUUCGAUUGUCAAUUUUUUUGGAGAUAAUAUAGAAAUCACAGUAAAUGUAAAUGAAGAAAAUGAGAACUAUGAAAGUGAAUCUAGCAGUGAUAACAGUCUUGUAAGAAGUGAAUUAAAUAGUAAUAAGAUUUGCAAGAAAAAUAUAAAUGAAACGAAUAUUAUAGAUACUAAUAAAAAUAAAAAUAAAAAAAAUAAUAAUAAAAAAAAUAAUAAUAAUAAUAUUUUUAAAAGAAAGUCCAUUUCGGAUUGUGAAAAUUAUAAUAAGAAAGAUAAAAAAAUUAAAAAAAAUAAAUUAAAUCAUCAUAAUCAUGAUUAUGAUUAUAAACAUGAUAAUAAUGAUGAUGAUAAAAUUAUCAAUUCUAGAAAUCAGAGAAAAACCGCAUCAAAUAAUAUUCAUAACGGAAAAAGAAACACAUGUCAUCUUUUCAAUUCUAAGAAUCUAAUAAAUAAAAGAACUUUAAUAUCUGAUAACGAAUUGGAUAUGUCAUACAAAAGUAGGAAGAGAACAAAAAUUGAAAGAACUGUUAAUAAAUCUGAAGAACAAAUAGAUAUGCAUCCACAAGAUAUAAUACAAAAAAAUGAUAAUCAAGAAAAUAAUGUUAUCGAAAGGAAAGAAUUAAUUGAUACGAAUAAAGAAACAAAUAAAUAUAAAAGUGGAAGACAAACAUGUGUGUAUGCAGAAAUAUUUAAUAAAUUCAAUGUGAAGAAUAAAAAAAAAAAAAAAAAAAAUGAACAAGAAAAAAAUGAGCCCCUUAAGAAUAUAACGGAUGGUAAAAUGAUAAAUGAUAUAUUAAAAAAUGAUACAUUAAAAAAUGAGAUAAUGGAUACAAAAUAUUGUUUACAAGAAAACAUAAUAAAAGAAUUAACUGGAAAGAUGCCCAUUGAAAAGGUACCCAUAGAAAAGGUACCAAUUGAAAAGACACCCAUAGAAAAGACACCCAUUGAAAAGGUACCUAAUAAAAUUAUCUCUAAUUUAAAAAUGCCAAAUUUGACAGUACCAAUUUUGAUGAUGACAAAUGAAGGUCUAAAAAGUUCAAGCACAUCAAAGGGAACAAAAAAAAUGAAUGAUAAUAUAAAAGGUGAUAAUAAUAUAAAAGAUGAUAGUAAUAUUAAUGGUGAUAAUAAUAUUAAUGGUGAUAGUAAUAUUAAUGGUGAUAAUAAUAUUAAUGUUGAUAGUAAUAUUCAAAGUGACCAUAAUAUUAAUGGUGAUCAUAAUAUUAAUGGUGAUCAUAAUAUCAAUAGUCACCAUAAUAUUAAAUGUAAUGGCCCACUUAAUAUACCAAUAAAUAUAAAUGAAACAGAAAAGAGUGCAAACAAUUAUACCCCUCAACUAACCAACAGAAAUAAUAAAAAAGAAGAUAAAAAUAAUUGUGAAGAGAAAGACAAAUGUAAUAUUGAAAAAGAUAUAUUAAACGAAAAAAGGAAAGUUCAAAUAUUAAGAGUAUUAAAUAAGUAUUACUUCGAAAAAGAAUAUAAUGAUUAUAUUUAUUUGGAUAGAGAGCAAACCAAAAAAAAAGAUUGUAUUGAAUUAUUAAAAGAUAGUUGUAAUAAACCAUAUACUUUUUUCAUUGCUGGUAAAUUUAAUUUGUUUAGUAAUUUUGUAUUAAUAAAAAAAUUAAAAGAUGUAGGAUAUAAUAUUACAUAUAAUAUGAGAAGAAGUAAUAGUUUAAUAUUAGGAUAUGAUAUAAGUAAUGAUAUAUUAAAAAAAGUAGAGAAUUUUAAAGGAGAAGUAUUUGAUGAAAAAAGUAUAAUGAUUCAUUUAAAAAUUAAUAUACAAAAUCGUAUGAAUUUAUUUAUACCUAUAAAUAAAUAUAAUGGAAAAAGAUAUAAAAUAUAUUUUAAUGAAAGUAAUAUAAAGAAUUCUCCAGUCUCUUUAAUAAAUAAGAAAUUACAUUUUUUUUGUAAGACAAUGAAUACAUAUAUUGAAAAUAUAAAUAUGAAUAAUAUAGAUUAUAAAAAAUUAUUCAAUUUAAAAAGACUUAUGAAUAGUUUUUUAUUAUUUUUACAUAUGGGGAGAAAUAAAUUCCAAUCAGAUAUUAAUUCAAUCUUAUUUUAUUAUAAAAGAUAUUAUUCUCUUAAAAAACCAUUAAAUGAACAAAAUUUAUAUAAUUAUAUAUUCUUUUUUAAAAAAAUAUGUAAACUAUUUAGUACCUCAUAUGUAAAUAAUGAUAUGUUAACAUUAAAAAGUAAUACAUCUUUUGAAAUUUAUGUAAAUAAUAAUGAACCAUUAAAUAAUGAUGACAAAAAUAAUAAUGAUAUAAAAACAUUAAAUAUAGUCAAAGAAUUUAAAAAAAAUAAUCAUGAUGAUAAUAAUAUAGAUAUAUAUAGUGAACUCAAUACAGAUAUGUAUAGCAACGAUAUAUAUAGUAAUGAUAUAUAUAGCAACGAUAUAUAUAGCAACGAUAUUUAUAGCAACGAUGUUUAUAGCAACGAUAUAUAUAGUAACGAUAUAUAUAGCAACGAUAUUUAUAGUAACGAUAUAUAUAGUAACGAUAUAUAUAGUAGUGAUAUGAAUAGUUAUAUGACAGGUAAAUUAUCUAACGAAAUAUCUAACGAAAUGAAUGUUGAAAUUAAUAGACAAUUUAAUCGAAAAGAUGUUUGUUCUAUAAAUAAUAUACAUUCAAAUAUAAUUCCUUCCAAUUUUUUUUAUUCAAAUAUGAUACCUUCCAAUAUUUUAUAUUCAAAUAUUAUACCAUCCAAUUUUUUAUAUUCAACAAAUAAUUCAAGAUCUUCAGUGGAUAAUCAAAAAUGUGUUCUUAAAUGUGAAUCUAAUAAAACUUAUAAUUCUGAUGUAGUAUUACCUAAAGAAGAAGAUCUUAGAAAUAAUAAUUUCAGUAAAGAUAUUUGUAUUGAUCCUAAUUUUUCUUCUUUUGAUUAUAUGUCAAGUGAUGACAUGGAUUAUUAUAAUCACGAUCACAACACACAAUCACAACAAAAGGAAAAAAUAAACAACAACAAGGAAAAGGAUAAUAAUGAUAAUAACAAUAACGAUGUUAAUGACAAUGUUAAUGACAAUGUUAAUGACAGUGACAAUUUUAAUGUUAAUGUUAAUUACAAUGACAGUGUUAGUAGUCGUAGAACCCACUUAAAUUUGAGAAAUACACAAGAUAAUACACAUAAAAGGUUGGAAGAACAAAAUAAUGAAAUUAAAGAGAAAAAAAAUUUUGAAGAACAAAAUAUUCUAGAGAAUAUGAAAAGGAGUGAGAAAUUAAAUAAUAUAAAUAAUUUGUGGAGUAGUUUUUUUGAACCAAAUAGUUUAUAUGAAAUUGCUGGACAUAGAAAUGAAAUUUUAAAAUUAUAUAAAUUUUUAAAAAAAAAAAUUAAUAAUAAAUUAAAUGAUAAAAUAUAUGAAUAUGUAGAUUUUUCAGAAAAAAGUAGUGAAUAUAAUAAAUGUUUUAAAACUGAUAAUGUAAAUAUUAUUUUUUUAUUGUAUCCACCAAAUUGUGGAGUUAAAAGAUUAGUUGAAUUAACAUGUUAUGCAUGUGAUUUAUGUCCAAUAUAUGAAAAUAAAGUUCAAAAAUAUAAAAAUAUUAAUUAUUUUUUUAAAUAUACUCAUGGUCUUAAAGGGAUAUCAAUAUAUAAUGCAAAUCGUUUAGAUAAACAAGCUAUGAAUGAAUUAAAUACAAGAAAUGAUGUAUGUAUUUGUUUAUAUGAAGAUAAAAAUUAUAUUAUAAAUAAUUUUAAUAAUUUUACUCUACCUUUUCUUGAUAAUAUUAAUCAUUUACUUAUCAAAUUCUCAUAUCCAUCCAAAAAAGCUCUCUUUUAUAGAUGUUUCGCUGUAUCAUCAUGUGUAAUCAAAAAUUUAAGAAAAAAAACAUUCAAAAUUUUGUUUGAAAUAUGUAAACUAAAAAAUUUAUCUUAUUCAAUAGAAAGUAUAUAUAACAAGGUCCAUUUAAUCUCAUCUUAUAUAAAUUACAUAAAAGCUAAUGAAUCUUCUGCAAAUGAUAUUUGUAGUAACACCAUUGGUCACCACACUCAUACAAUGGAAAUAUAUGAAAAUGAAGGAAAGCAAAGAAUUCAAAGAAUUCAAAGAAUUCAAAGGAUUCAACGGGUUCAAAGGGUUCAAAGGGUUCAAAGGGUUCAAAGGAUUUGUGAGGAUGAACUGGUUGUAAGAAAUGAAAACAUCGAUAAAAAUAAAACAGAUGAUAUGAAUUGUAAUAAUUAUGAUAAUAAUAAAAAUAAAACAGAUGAUAUGAAUUGUAAUAAUUAUGAUAAUAAUAAAAAUAAAACAGAUGAUAUGAAUUGUAAUAAUAAUAAAACAGAUGAUAUGAAUUGUAAUAAUAAUAAAACAGAUGAUAUGAUUUGUAAUAAUAAUAAAACAGAUGAUAUGAUUUGUAAUAAUAAUAAAACAGAUGAUAUGAAUUGUAAUAAUUAUUAUAAUAAUAAUAAUAAUAAUAACAGUAGGAACAGUAAAUCAUUGUGUAGAAGAAAAUAUAAUGAAUACAAUUAUGAUCAUAUAAAAUAUAGAAAAGAUGAUUUUUGUUUUCCAAAUAAUAUUAUAUACGAAUAUAUUAGAACACAUUUAUUAAAUCGUUUUGUUAUAUAUAAUUAUGAUGAUAUUGAAGAAGAUAUUUAUGCAGAUUAUCAUAUGAAUAAUAUACAAGAAGAUAAUUUAAAAAAAUUAAAUCAAUUAAAUAAAGAAUAUUAUUUUUAUGGUGGUUUUGAUUCUGAAGAAAUUAAUAAUAUAAUUUAUGAUUCUUAUGAUAAAUUAUAUAUACAUAAUCCAAGUUUUAUUUUAGAUUUUAAUAUAAAUAAAAAUGAUAAUAUGCUAGAAGAUAAUAUUGAUUAUUUAUAUAUAGAUGAAAAAUCAAAAAAAGAUAGACAACGUAUUUUAAUGGAUAAUUUAGAAUUAUUCUUAUAUGCAUCUAUAUUAUUAAAAUCUAAAGAUAUUAAUAUUUCUUAUAUUGCUGUUGAUAUGGCUAUUUAUUGGAAUAAAUUUCUUUAUAUGAAUCCUUGUUUUACCAAAAAAAAAAAAACAAAAAAAAAAAAACAAACAAAUAUACAAAUUAGUGUAUAUCAAAAAGAACAAUCAGUUAAUUUUAAUAAUAAUGAUUAUAUUAAUCAAACAAAAUUAAAAGAUCAUUUAAAAAAUAAAACUGAUAAAUGUAAUAAAGGAUAUAAUGAUAAAGUCAAAAAAUAUAAACAACUUAUUAUGCAAUUUAAUUGCCCAUUCAAUUUCUCAUCCGCAAAUAUUGUAUAUGAUAUAUUGCAAAGCAAUAAAGUAGUUAAUUUUAAUGUAAAAAAAAGAGGAUAA